Molecule: messenger RNA, 21612 nt
Organism: Plenodomus lingam JN3
Lineage: Eukaryota; Fungi; Ascomycota; Dothideomycetes; Pleosporales; Leptosphaeriaceae
Source: RefSeq, a predicted model, not a curated record
AUGCUUCGCACUGUCUCACCUACCACAAUGGAGCCCUUUCACCUACCGGAAACGGAGCGGAAGUUACAGUCAAUAUGGACUCAUGUUUUGAAUCUCCCUGAUGUUGCCCUUGACCAGCCCUUUCUUUCCGUAGGCGGAGACUCUAUUUCUGCCAUGCAGAUUGUGGGUCAGUGUCGGAAACAAGGAAUGAGCCUUGGUGUACAGGAAGUGUUGCGCAGCCGAUCCAUUACCCAGCUUGCGACAUACGUCAAAGAUGUAGAUACAUCCUGUUUUGACCACGAAGAGGUUUUCGAUGAAGACUUUGACCUUAGUCCGAUCCAACAAACCUAUUUUCAACGGCCAAAUACACACGGUCAUUUCAAUCAGUCAUUCUACCUCCGAGUAACAAGUCGAACGUCUGCGGUCGAUUUCAAGUUGGCUGUAGAGCAACUGGUAUCACGUCAUCCAAUGUUGCGUGCACGGUUCUCUUUCUCAAGGGAACACGGGUGGCAACAGCGUCUUACAAACGACAUCAUCAACUCUUAUCGAUUUCGCCAUGCCAUAGUCACAUCGCAAGCUGAGAUCGAUGCAUUAAUCGAAGAAUCACAGCAAUGCUUCAAUCAUGCCAAAGGUCCACUGUUCGCCGCUGAUUUCUUCGACUGGGGUGACGAACAGUAUGCUUUUCUCACAGGUCAUCACCUAGUGGUUGAUCUGGUCACUUGGCGUUUGUUGCUGGAAGAACUCGAAGAAAUAUUGAAAGGUGGUCAACUCCUUGCUCCUGGUCUUCCAUUCCAGAAAUGGGUAGAACUUCAGGUUGAACAUGCAGAGUCAUUGGCAAUCGAUGAAGUUAUGCCCCCUGUUGAGAUUCCUCGCCUAGACUUCUCUUAUUGGGCUAUACAACACGAAGACAACACCUAUGGUAAUGCAGGUCAUACUAGCUUCGAACUUGGAUCUGAGAUCAGUACGGCUUUCUUGACAAAUUGCAAUCGCGCCUACAAGACUGAGCCUGUUGAGAUCUUACUCGCAUCUUUGCUCCACUCAUGGUCUGCUGUCUUCAAGGACAGGCCUGUGCCUGCAAUUUUCAAUGAGGGUCAUGGACGUGAGCCUUGGAAUUCUGAGAUUGAUAUAACAAGGACUGUGGGCUGGUUCACUGCACUAUCUCCCAUCCUAGUGCUGCCAGGAGGGAAGCCCACCGACACCGUCCGUAGGGUCAAGGACUUCAAGCGCGCUAUCCCUGCCAAUGGUCGACCUUACUUUGCGAGGAGGUUUCUGACCGCAGAUGGUCGCGAUCGAUUUGCCACUCAUUGGCCUAUGGAGAUUCUUUUCAAUUAUCUAGGACAGUAUCAGCAACUGGAAAGGACUGAUGCCCUUCUCCAACCCUUGGGAACCAUGGCUGGUGAAACUGGGAAGUCUGGAGGCACUUCUGACUUUGGUCGCGACACUUGUCGCUGGGGACUAUUUGAGAUCUCUGCUUUCGUCUUCAAGGGACACCUCAAGGUUGCAUUCACAUACAAUCAGCACAUGCAACACCAGGAUCUUGUCCAGCAGUGGAUCCAGGAAUGCCAAUCUACUAUCACGCAAAUGAUAUCUGAGCUUACCGUCCUUGACCCUAAGCCAACACUCAGCGACUUCCCUCUGCUCACGUUGACAGAAGAGAGCUUCUACAAGAUGAUCGAUCGACUGUCCGAGAUGGGCAUUGAACAGUCUAAUGUCGAGGAUGUCUACCCGUGCUCCAGUAUGCAAGAAGGGCUCUUGCUAUCGCAAACUAAAGAUACUGGAUUCUAUGCAGCAGCAACACUGCACGAAAUCAAAAUUCCGAGUGGCAAUUUGGACUGGAACCAGAUUGUUUUUGCUUGGAAACAAGUCAUUGCUCGACAUCCGGCGCUACGAACUGUAUUUUUCGAUGACGUAGGAACGAAGGAUGGUCUAUACAAUCAAGCAGUUCUCAGAAAGAUAGAUGCGAAUAUCGUACAUCUUGAAUGCCUGGAUGAGGCUGAGGCUGUGACCCUUAUCGAGCAACAGCGUUCGACCGACUACGCACAGGGCUUGUGUCCCAAUCACCGAUUCACCAUCUGUACUUCAGCUGAUCAACGGAUGUAUUGUUCCUUGGAAAUCAGUCACGCUAUCAUGGAUGGCCAUUCUAUGAGUCUCCUCAUGGGCGACUUUCAGAAAGCCUGUCUGGGCAGGCUUGCUGGAGAAGCAACGCCAUACAGUGACUACAUAGCGUGGUCGCUAAAGCAGCCCAGAGAUGCCAGUAUUGAAUUUUGGAAAUCUUACCUUGGAGGCAGCGAUGUCUGCUCAUUUCCUGUCCUUGAUGAUGGGUGUGUUGUGCCAAAAGAAUUGGCCACCAUUCGCAUGGAUAUGAGCAGCAUCGGGCUUUCGGAUAUGCAGAGCUUCUGCAACAACAAUGGCAUCACUCUAUCUAACGUCUUCCAUACGGCAUGGGCACUGACCCUGAGUCUAUAUGUUGGUACUCCUGAUGUUACCUUCGGCUACCUGACCUCUGCCCGCGACUCAGAAGAGGUACCCGGCGUCAACGAGAUGGUCGGCCCCAUCAUCAACACACUAGUAUGCCGUGUGGACAUGUCUGACAGCUCGCGCUGUCUCCUGGAUGUUCUCCAAAAUGUGCAGCGUGACUACAUGGAGGCCAUACCACAUCGACACAUCGCUCUAGCGGAUGUUCAACACGAACUGAAGCUAGCUGGUACAAAUCUCUUCAACACUGCGCUAUCAUACCGUCGCCUGCCGCCAAACGAGAUUGUUGAUGACGAAAGCUUGUAUUUAGUGGAGUUGCGCCCGAUUUAUGACCCCACAGAAUACCCUGUCAGUAUCAACAUCGAAAUCGGUGAUGAGACUGCUGCAGUGGACCUGGACUAUUGGACCGAUCAUCUUUCUGCUGCACAGGCGGCCAAUGUCGCCAGUACCUUUGUCCGCGCACUUGAGAACAUUGUCUUCAACGCCAAACGCCGCAUAUCUGCGUUGGAUAACAUCAGUCAACAGCAUGUACAACAAAUCCACAGCUGGAACAUUAUGCCGGAAACAAUCAGCGAGACCGUGCAUCAAAAAUUUGAUUCUUGGGUCAAAUUGCAACCGGAUGCGCCAGCUAUUUGUGCCCAUGAUGGCGAUUUUACGUAUGCUGAGCUUGAUGAAGUGACUGAACGUUUGGCACAUCAUCUUGUUCAAUUAGGAGUCGGCCCCGAAGUAUUCGUUCCCACUUGUUUCGACAAAAGUUGCUUCGCCAUAGUGGCUAUGCUUGCCGUGUUAAAGGCAGGUGGAGCAGCUGUUCCACUUGAUGCCACACAUCCAAGGCCUGCGCUCCAGACACGACUAGAGGAUGCCGGAGCCAAUAUCGUUUUAACCACUCCUGAGCGCGCCGAGAAAUUCGAUGGCCUCGCCAUGAACAUCAUCACGAUUAAUGCAGCUUUCCUGGCUAGUCUCCCAGCAGAGAGCAGACCAGUUUGUACCACUGUGCGACCAGAAAAUUCUGUAUUCGUAAUCUUUACCAGUGGUUCAACGGGUCGGCCAAAGGGUGUGGUCCUCACGCACGCCUCAAUAGUCACAAGUGCAGAGGCUCAUGGCAGUAAGAUUGGACUUGGUCAGGGCAUACGCAUGCUACAAUUUGCCUCAUACACUUUUGACAAUUCCCUGGAAGAAAUGUUCACCACACUACAAAGAGGUGGUUGUGUAUGUGUCCCAUCUGAAGCUGAUCGUGUCAACGACAUCCCGGGGGCUAUCGCCCGGCUGAAUGCAAACAUGAUGGACCUUACGCCAACAGUUGCUGCCUUACUGCAUCCAGCCGAGGUGCCUACUAUCAAACGACUUUGUCUUGGUGCCGAACCUCUUACCAAAGCACUGGUCAAUCUCUGGAGUCAGUAUGUCCACCUGUUUGGACAAUACGGUCCUAGUGAAGCUUCAAUCAACUCCGCUUUCAAGGACUUCACGCACGGAGGAGAAGCUACAAAUAUUGGCAAGGCUGUUGGGUGCGUCACAUGGGUCGUCGAUCCCGAGAACCGCAAUCGAUUGAUGCCCAUUGGGUGUAAAGGAGAAUUGCUACUUGAGGGCCCGAUACUUAGUCGAGGAUACCUCAAUGAUCCCGAGAAGACGCAAGCCGUAUUCAUAACGAAUCCGGAAUGGGCCACCACUGAGGGUGCUAGUCCACGUAAAUUUUACUGUACUGGAGAUCUUGUGCAGUAUACUUCAGAAGGUGAGAUGAUGUAUCUAGGCAGGAAAGACAGUCAAGUAAAGCUUCAUGGACAACGUAUUGAGCUCGGCGAAAUCGAACACCACCUUCGGCAGAACCUGCCCACGAGCGCCAAGUCCGCAGUUGAGCUGGUAAAGUUCAACGACAACAACAACACAAAGGCUUUAGUAGCCUUCAUAUGCUUCGAAGAACAGGGCGAUGACAGUGGUAAAAUUGUCUCCCCUGCUAUUCUGGAACUUUCCGAAUCAGCGCGUACGGCUGCUAAACGUAUUGAACUAGCUUUGGCCAAUGCUCUGCCGACGUACUAUGUACCCGCUUUGUUUAUGCCAGUCACAAGCAUGCCUAUGACAACUUCAGGCAAGCUUGAUAGAAAAGUGUUACGAGCGCUUGCCGCAGCAGUCCCUGAGCUGGAUCUGACCCCUUAUCGCCUGGCUGGAAAGAGUGGCCGUGCACCUUCAGGCCACGUCGAGACUAUGCUCGCUCGUCUCUGGGCAUCAGUAUUGAAUCUUAGUCCAGAUGCAGUAGGCGCUGAAGACUCAUUCUUCCGCCUGGGUGGAGAUUCAAUCAGUGCAAUGCGUCUAGUGUCAGCAUCGCGGAAAGAAGGCGUCAUGCUGAACGUCGCCAAUGUCUUCUCGCAACCAAAGCUGAUGGACAUGGCUACAACGGUCAAUAUACUGUCUUCCGAAGACAUGACUGCUAGCGCCCAGCCAGAUUCAGCACCGUACGAACUCCUUCCGGCCAGUGCUCGACAGAGAAUCAUUAAAUAUGCUGCUGGCGAGUGCAACAUCUCGCCAGACUGCAUCGAGGAUAUUUUUCCCUGUAGCAAAUUGCAAGAGGGACUGAUCAUGCUUUCAAGCAAGGAUCCUGGUACCUAUGUUGUGCAGCCUAUUUAUAGUUUACCAACAGACAUCGACAUGGCUCGUUUCAAGAAGGCGUGGAGAGAUGUCAUUGCUGAAGAGGCGAUUUUGCGAACGCGCAUCGUCUACACUGAAGAUUAUGGUUUCUUACAAGUGGUAGCACGGGAGAACCAAGAAUGGUUUGAGUUGGCCAACCUCACAGAAAUUAACGACGCUACUCGUCGGAUCCCAGCGACAAAUGGUGCACCUCUCACAACAUUCACCAUUGUUGGAGAAAACAGCACCAAGCCAUACUUUGUCUGGACUGCACAUCAUGCAGUAUACGACGGCUGGAGUUGGUCAGCCCUUUUUCGAAAAGUCGAGGCUCACUACAAUGGCACUAGCCAGGAGUUACCAACAUCGGUUCCUUAUUCUCGGUUCAUCAGGUACUUGACCUCGUUGGAUCAAAAGGAGUCCGAUAAUUUCUGGUUGUCUCAUCUCGAUGAUAUGACCGCACCUCAAUUCCCACAACUGCCCUCCUCAGAUCAUAGAGUAGAAGCGAAUGGCCAAUUGCUGCAUCGAAUCGAGAUCAUUCGUGAUCGCAGUAUCGAAGUCACAAUCCCUUCCAUGAUUCGAUCCGCUUGGGCACUCAUGCUGGCAACCUACUCCGGAUCUGACGAUGUUUUAUGGGGUGAGACCAAUAGCGGCCGUGAAGCAUCUGUCCCUGGCAUCGAAAAUAUGAUUGGCCCUACUAUUACGACUGCUCCUGUACGAAUGCGUCUUGACAGGCAACACACCGUUCAUGAAUAUCUCAAAGAGACUCAGCGUCAGUCAUCGACCUCUCUGCCCUUUCAAUACGCCGGGCUGCAGCACAUUCGGAAGCUGAGUUCUGAGACCGCCAUUGCUUGCGAUUUUCAAAGCUUUCUGGGCAUCGAAGCUGGCGAAGACCUUGCGGAUGCUGACAGUGAUCUUUGGAAGAUGGAAAGCGCCAACACCAUUGGCACCGACUUCUUCAGCUAUGCGUUGAUCUUCAAUUGCAAAGUUACCCCUGAAAGCGUGCACGUAGAAGCGCUUUACGACAAUCGUGUCGUUGAACCAUGGCUCAUUCAGCGUCUCGUUCAACAGUUCGAGUUCCUUCUCCAUCGCUUCAACUCUCCCGAAUUACUUGAUCGAAGAUUGUUGGACGUGAACUUCAUAAAUCCUGCUGAUACCGCAUUAAUUUCUACGUGGAAUAGCAAGCCAGUUGACAUUCUAUAUCGAUGUAUACACGAUGUAAUCACUGAGGAUCAGACCCAAGUGCAGCCAGACGCCAUUGCGAUUGAUGCGUGGGACACUGGCGCGAUGACGUAUAAGGAGCUGGAUGCGCGCGCAACAUCUCUGGCCCAUCGCUUGAUAUCGAUGGGUAUCAAGCCUCAACAGUCUGUCCCUCUAUGUUUCGACAAGUCGGGAUGGACCAUUGUGGCAAUGCUUGCCGUUCUGAAGGCUGGGGCAACUUUUGUUCCUCUGGACUUCGAAGCGCCAAUACUUCGUCUUCGCGAACUUGUUCUCGAUGUCAACGCAAGUUUGAUACUGUGUGCCCCACAGCUUGAGCAACUUUGCCAGUCUAUACCGUGCAAUACGCACGUUGUUGAUCGGAUCGCCACUGAGCCUUACCAGUCAAGCUACCAGUCGUUGCCCAAAGUGGACAGAAAACCAAAGGGUGCUCAAAUUUGUCACUAUCAAUGGACGACAUCUUCAACUGCAUUUUCUCCAGGAUGGAACAUCAACAGAUCGUCGAGAGUGCUCCAGUUCGCAUCGUACACUUUCGAUGCCUGUUUGAUUGAGAUAUUCAGCACGCUCAUGUGCGGUGGCACUAUUUGUGUACCUGACCAAGCAGCUCGAACAAACGACCUCGUCGGUGUCAUCAACCAGUUCAACGUAAAUUGGGCCACUUUAACUCCAUCAGUAGUGCGAAUGAUGCAGCCAUCACAGGUCCCAACUCUCAAAACCUUGGUUCUCGUCGGUGAAGCCAUGUCUCAACAAGAUCUGGCCACGUGGGCCAACGAAGUAACACUUGGUAAUGGUUAUGGCCCUACUGAAUGCUCAGCGAUUUCGACCUCCAACAUCAUGACGCUUGAGACCAUGCCGAACAACUUGGGCAAGGCUGUCACUUCACGCGGAUGGAUCGCUUCCCGAGAUGAUCACAACACACUACUCCCCGUGGGUGCUAUCGGAGAGUUGCUUCUUGAAGGCGGUGCGGUGGGCGCUGGUUAUCUCAACGAUGCCCAGAGAACCACUCAAUCAUUUAUUAGCGAUGUGAGAUGGUCCACAACUUUCCUCAACAAUGACAAAACUGUCCCCCUUAGAAUAUAUAAAACUGGAGACCUUGUCAAGUACCACAAUAAUGGUACUAUUCUGUAUCUUGGACGAAAGGACUCGCAAACCAAGGUCCGUGGGCAGCGACUUGAGCUGUCAGAGGUCGAACAUCACCUCGUAGCCGAUACAUUAGUUCAGAAUGCGCUUGCUGCAGUGCCUACAAAGGGACCAUGUUCCAAAAGACUUGUUGGUAUUGUGUCACUUCGAAACGUCGUUGUUCCCAUGGGAGCAGCAGGAGUCCUGCAAAUUGUGCCCGCAGAAGUAGGAGCUCCAAACAUCACCGUUCUUCGCGACCGCCUCUGUGAGCGUUUACCAGCGUACAUGAUUCCAUCACUCUGGGUCGCAGUUUAUCAGUUCCCCCUGACAUCUGGUGGCAAAAUGGACCGCAGAUGUGCCGUCCAAUGGCUUGAGCAGAUGGACACUAACACUUACCGCACCAUCUCAACUGCAGCGGAGGAAGCCCAACCUGUGAAUGCGAGCGACAUUGAGCACAAGCUCCAGACAAUUUUUGCGAAUGUUCUGAAUCUACCAGCGGAAGAUAUCCGUCUCAACCAGUCCUUCUUACACCUGGGCGGUGAUUCCAUUGCUGCGAUGCAGGUAUCAUCGCAAUGUAGGGCGCAAAACUUACCUAUCAGCGUACAAGAUAUCAUCCGCUCCAAAUCUAUCUCGGCAUUGGCAGCCACCGUCGAUCUUACUAAAGAAUCGACUUCGACCCCACAAGCCGUAGAGUACCACCUACCUUUCGAUGUCUCGCCAAUCCAGAGGGUCUUCUUCGAGACCGUUGGUGACGCAUACAACCAUUUCAAUCAAACUGAGAUUUUCCGACUUUCUCGGAAUUUCAGCACCGAAGAGAUGAGAGAUGCUUUGGCUGCGUUGGUCGCCAUUCAUCCUAUGCUUCGAGCACGCUUCCUUCAGAAUGAUACUAGGACUUGGCAGCAGAGAUUUGAGGUCAACACAGAGAAUUCUUUCCGGCUUCGCCAACAUCGUGUCACGUCUGCCAACGAUAAAACUCUUACGCCAGUCAUUGAUGAGAGUCAGGCUUCUCUAAACAUUACCCACGGCCCAACAUUCGCAAUCGAUCUCUUCGAUGUUGAUGACACUUUUUCUCAGGCAAUAGCUCUUGUAGCACACCAUCUCAUAAUCGACAUCGUAUCUUGGGGUGUUCUUCUUGAAGAUCUUCAAAACCUCCUAAAUGGCGUCCAGCCGCCACCGCAAAGUCUUCCAUACCACACUUGGUUGCAGCAACAAGCUCUUCAAGCCAAGCAAGAGUCUGCGCGACAAGUCUUUCCUCUCGGCGAUAUAGCCCCAGCGGACCUGGAUUAUUGGGGCAUGACAGGCCAAUCCAAUAUCAGCGGCGACGUCAUUGAACAGGACGUUCAGAUUAGCGCCAGGGAUACCAUGUUGCUGCUUGGUGCGCAGGACGUCUUAGCGACUGAGCUUCUAGAUAUCUUGGUUGCCGCACUGCUUGAGUCCUUCCGCAAUGUCUUUGCAGAUCGAGCUGCUAUCACUAUAUAUAACGAAGGCCAUGGUCGUGAGACCUUUACUCCUAGACAGGAUCUCUCCCGCACGAUCGGUUGGUUCUCGACUCUCACGCCUAUUGGUCUUCCAGUCUCUGAGGAGAAAACUGACACAAUCAAUACCAUUCGAUGGGUGAAGGAGUCCAGAGAGAGGAUCCCUGAUAAGGGCCGACCGUACUUUGCUUAUAGGAACUUGACAGAAGAGGGACGCAAGGCUUUUGUUACUCAUUGGCCGGCCGAAGUAAUCUUCAAUUAUUUGGGCAAAAUGCAGGGGGUGGACCGCAAAGAUGCCCUGUUCACCUCACUUGAGGGAAUUGACUCCCGAGAAAUUGGCGAUGAUGUUCCUCGGUUGUCGCUCUUUGACAUUACGGCCGCUGUCUCACAGGGUGCGAUCAAGUUCUCCUUUGGGUGGAACCGACACAUGAAACAUCAAACGGAGAUUCGCGCCUGGGUAAAGCAAUGUCGACAAACUCUUGUGGAUGCUAUCGACGCUCUUCUUUCAGUACAGUCGAAUCCUAGUUUGGAUACUUUCAAGCAUCUACCUUUACUAUAUAAUGGUGCUUCUCGUCUCGCUGCGGCACUGCCUGAGAACAUCAGCAUCGCAGAUGUCGAAGAUGUAUACCCUGUGUCGCCAAUGCAGCAAGGACUUCUACUCACACAAUCCCGAAAUCCUGAACUUUACAUCUACGAUGCAAUUUUUGAGGUCCUGCCAUCGGAUCGCACGCUAUCGGUUGAUGCGCAUAGACUUGCAGAAGCAUGGCAAAUCGUCGUCCACCGUCAUCCAGCAUUGAGAACAAUCUUUGUGAAUAGUCUUGCUAAGACUGGAACGAAAGAUCAGAUCGUGCUGAAAGAGAAAGCCGGGAGGAUACAGUUCUUCGACGAUUGUGAAGAUGGUGAGGUAGCUGACUUCCUGCGAGCCCAACCCUCCAUCGAUUGUCGUGAACUCCUUCCGCCGCACCGCAUGAGUAUAUGCAAAACCAAAGCAGGCAAAGUUUGGGUCAAAUUAGAACUCAGCCACGCUAUCAACGAUGGUACAUCGAUCUCAAAUAUUCUCAACGAUCUCGCUAGCGCGUAUGCUAGGAAACUCACUCGAGCAGAUACUGGGCCUCUCUACUCUGAUUACAUUAGCCACAUUUUGUCUAGCUCGAGGCAUGCUGAUCUUGCGUACUGGAAGACAUAUCUCUCAGGUGUAGAGCCUUGCUUCUUCCCUACGCUCAAUGAUGGAAAGUCUAGUCCUCAUGAACCGGGAUCCAUUGACCUUCACCUUGGUAGUACCAAGGAUGUCCAACAUUUCUGCAAGAAGAAUGGUGUCACACUAUCGAACGUACUCCAACUUGCUUGGGCACUCACCCUCCACUGUUUUGUGGGUUCAUCCGAUGUAUCCUUUGGUCUGGUAGCAUCUGGUCGGGAUAUUCCAGUGAAGAACAUUGAUGAAGCCGUCGGAUGCUUUGUCAAUAUGCUUAUUGCUCGUCUCUCUUUCUCAGACGAGACUACAAUUGCUCAACUACUCGAAAAUCUCCAGUCUGGUUCAAUGAACGCGUUGUCGCAUCAGACAUGCCCGCUUGCUGAGAUCCAGCACGAACUCCAACUACCGGCACUUUUCAACACUGCUUUCACGUUCCAGAGAAGAAGUAUCUCACGUGACCCAGAAGAGACAGCUCUGCUUUACGAGAACAUGGAAGCGGCUGACCCUGGAGAGUAUGUUGUCACGGUCAAUACUGACGUUACCGAUGAGGACAUUUAUGUCGACUUUGGAUAUUGGAAAGACAAGAUUCUGCCAUCGCAAGCUCAGAACAUGGCAGAUACAUUCAGCAAGAUCUUACAGGGUAUUAUAGCUACUGCAGAUGGCUCUCCCACCGUUGGACAAAUGGAAUAUUUCACAGCAGGCAGUCUCAAGCAGGUCAUAGAAUGGAAUUCCGAACUCCCAUCACCUAUUCGACGAUGCGUUCACGAGGUCAUCCACGAACAAGCUCUCACCAGACCACGGGCAACCAAAGCGGUUGAGGGAUGGGAUGGAGCUUUCACCUAUCAGGAAUUCGACAAGCUUACUGAUCAACUUGCUGUUUACCUCCAAGCCAAUGGCGUCACGACCGAAACAUUCGUCCCGAUCCUGUUCGAUAAAUCGUCUUGGGCUAUUGUCAGUAUGAUCGCUAUCAUGAAGGCCGGCGGCGCAUACGUGCCACUCGACCCAAAGCAUCCACAAACCCGCCUUCAAGAGUUGAUCAGUGACGUGGGAGCGGGAAUCGUGCUCUGUUCCCGCAACCAUCAUACGAAGGCCAGUGAAGUCGCCAACUCCGCUUUCAUUAUCGAUCAGAGAGCCUUCAAAAAGCUCGCUAUUCCAAGUGCAGCAAAGCCCAAGUCGUUGGCUACACCAGAAAAUGCAGCUUAUUGCCUCUUCACCUCGGGGACGACUGGUCGCCCGAAGGGUACAGUGAACUUGCACAGAGGAUUUGUCACGAGUGCAGCUGCCUUCACUCGACGGAUGAACAUCAACGCCACCUCGCGUACAUUCCAAUUUGCGUCUUAUACAUUCGAUGCUAGCUGUAUUGAGAUUCUCUCUGCUCUGACCGUGGGUGCCACAGUGUGCGUGCCGUCCGAGAGCGACAGGAUGAACGAUCCAGCUAGUGCCAUUCGCAAGCUGAAGGUCAAUUGGUCACUGCUGACUCCCUCUGUUCUUGGAACGAUAGAUCCAGAACGUGUACCAAGUCUGAAAACGCUAGUAUCAGGAGGAGAGGCUCUCCCCGGACCCAUACUCAAGAAAUGGGGUACCCGCACGUGUUUCAUCAACGCAUACGGACCGACCGAAUGUGCAGUCGUCGCUGCUACAAGUUACAAGUCCUCACUUGACCAUAAACUUCUCGAGACAGAACCUGGAACAAUUGGAACUGGGUCGGGAGCUCGACUGUGGGUUGUUCAUCCGCGCAAUCACGACAAGCUCAUGCCAGUGGGCAGCGUCGGUGAGCUGAUCAUUGAGGGACCUACUGUUGCGCGAGGAUAUCUUCAUGACGAGGUCAAGACUGCCAAAGCUUUCAUUGAGAAUCCUGCAUGGGCACUUGCGCUGUCUGCUGAAAAUCCUGCUUUCCAGGCCAUGCGUAUGUACAAAUCGGGUGAUCUAGUUCGUUACAACACGGAUGGAUCAGUGAACUACAUUGGCCGAAAAGACACUCAAAUCAAACUCAACGGGCAGCGAAUCGAGCUUGGAGAAAUCGAGUUUCAUGUCGGAAAACAUUUCCCUGACAAUAUCCAGUCCGCAGUGGAAUUGGUAACACCCUCAAAUCGUGGUAGUACAAAGGCUCUGGCCGUGUUCUUUGCCAUUGCUCAAACUCAGCCAGCAGAAGAUGCAGACAGGGACCAACUCCAAGCAACCGAAAUGGACAAUUUACUGGUUGAUAUGAGCGAUGAGCUGCGAGACAUCUGCAAGACGGCAGAGAAUGGUCUUGCAAGUUCAUUGCCAUCAUACAUGAUCCCCUCAAUCUUCAUUCCUGUUGCGAAGAUGCCGUGGACAUCGGCUGGCAAGCUUGACCGUAAUCGCCUUCGCAACCUUGCCCAGUCCUUGGAUCGCGAGGUGAUGAGUACUUAUCGACUGACGAGUAUGGCUAACAAGAAACAACCUAAAAGUGAAUCUGAAAAGAGGAUCCACAGGGCAGUGUGCUCAGUACUGAACCUUCCGGCCUCCGCAGUUGGUAUUGAUGAUAGCUUCGUUCGUCUCGGUGGCGAUUCAAUCUCGGCAAUGAAACUCGUGGCAGCUACGCAAGUAGAGAAGCUUAACCUGUCAUUUAUCGACAUCUUCAAAAGCCCGAAGCUUGCAGAUCUUGCUGCUAUUGUAUCCCGCUCAGGAUCAGAACAACCAAUUGAGAAGCCUGUGGAGCCAUUCUCGCUCGUGAAAAACCCUCUCACGACUACAGAGGUCCUAGCGGAGAUUGUGCAACAGUGUCGUCUACCGAUUGAUAAAGUUCAGGAUGCUUGUCCAACAAGCCCACUCCAAGAAGCGCUCAUCACACUGUCAAUCAAGCAGCCUGGUGCAUACGUCGCACAGCACGUUUUAUCACUCAGCAAGUCUGUGGAUAUCAGCAAGCUGAAGGUUGCAUGGCAGCGCGCUGUCCAAGAGAUUGAUAUCCUCCGAACACGCAUCAUACAGCUGCGUUCUGGAGCAUUCAUGCAGGCUGUGCUCACAGAGGACCGAAUCGAGUGGCAGGAGCUGUCAUCUCUCAAAGCAGCGGAGCAGGAAGCCGCCAAACUUCAAUUGCACACAGGCGACAAACUUGCGUCGUACGCCCUGGUCAUAACAGAAGGUACCGAGCGAUACUUUGUCUGGACUAUUCAUCACGCCCUCUACGACGGUUGGAGUAUCUAUCUGAUGCUACAACGCGUUCAGCACCUCUAUCAAAGCGAGGGCACAAAGCCACCACAAACUCCGUACACCAAAUUCAUCCAGUACCUUUCAAAUACGGAUGCAAAGACUUCCGCUAAAUACUGGAAGGACACUCUUGCGGGACACUCUUCCUAUCAAUUCCCCCAGAAGUCUCACUCUCUAGGAGAAGAUGUCCAUAGCGGACAGUCAAUCCAACACAAUGUGAAGCUGGCUCGUCAUAAGCAUACUGAUGUUACUCCCUCAAAUGUUGUCCGGGCUGCCUGGGCGUUGCUAGUGGCCGCAUAUACUGGUAGUGACGAUGUCGUUUUCGGCGAAACCCUCACUGGCAGAGACAUUGCUGUCAAUGGCAUUGCAGAUGUUUGCGGUCCAGUCCUGACUACAGUUCCGACAAGGAUAAAGCUGAAUCGACACGCCACAGUGAUCGAUACGCUCCGCAGAAUUUCGAGCAAUGUGACCGAUCGUAUUCCGUUUCAACAUUACGGUCUUUCCGAGAUUAGGGCCAUAGGCCGGGAAAUGGCGGCUGCUUGCGACUUCCAAAAUUUGCUUGUCAUACAAGCUGACCAAGAGGACCUCCCGGACACUAUGUGGUCUGUUUUCGACAACGGGGAGAACGGUAGCUUCUUCACGUAUCCUUUGGUCCUCGAAUGUAAAAUGGGGAAAGACAAUGCAGAGAUUUUGGUUCACUACGACACGAAUAUCAUUUCAACUUGGCAGGUCGAAAGACUUCUAUACCAAUUUGAGUCAGUCCUUGUACAGCUCAGUACCGUUCAGAAUAUCGGAGAGAUUCGAGUCUUUAGCGAUCAAGACAUGCAAUUGGUGCGCGAGUGGAACAAUUAUGAACCUCAGGCCCUAGAGGAUACAGUACCUGCUCUCAUUCACAAGCAGGCAAUGUUCCAGCCAAACAAAAUAGCCGUUUCUGCACAUGACGGAGAUCUCACCUAUGCCGAGCUUGAGCACCUCGCUUCGAUGCUUGCACAAGAAUUGGUCAAACAUGGCGCUGGUCCAGAAACGCUCAUACCCAUUUGUCUAGAAAAGUCGCGCUGGGCUAUCGUAGCCAUCCUGGGUAUUCUUAUCUCUGGCGCCGCGUAUGUGCCGCUCUCGUCAGAGUAUCCUGUUUCGCGGCACCAACAAAUCAUCGAGACCUGCAAAUCGAACAUCGUAGUCUGCUCCCCAGCUUACGAAGGUGUGUUUGCUACCCUUUUGCCUUGCAUUAUUCCUGUUAGCGAAGCGACUAUUCGCUCACUUCCAGUCAAUCCAUCUUCAAUGAUUUCACGAGCUAAGCCGGAGAGUUCCUGCUAUGUGAUCUUCACAUCUGGCAGUACUGGUGUACCUAAGGGUGUAGUAGUCGAACAUCGCACCAUCACAUCAAGCUCAGCAGCGAUAUGCAACGGUCUACAUAUCACACCAGACUCACGUGUGUUUCAAUUCUGCUCAUUUCUUUUCGACGUGUCCGUCGGCGAAACACUUACCGUUCUCAUGCAAGGCGCUACAAUCUGCGUACCUUCCGAUGAGCAGCGUGUUACGAACCUUGCCGAUGCUAUCACAAGGCUCAGCGCAACAUGGGCGUUUCUCACACCUUCUGUUGCAAGCACACUUGAAGGGCCACAGGCCGUUCCCACUCUGAAGACUCUAGUGGCUGGUGGCGAGGCUAUGACUGCACAGGUGAUUGAAAAAUGGUCUGAAGGCCUCCAUCUAUACAACGGAUAUGGCCCCACUGAAGGUACUAUAUUUGCCAUCACGAAUGACCAGGUUUCUACCCAAUGCGACCCUUCAAACAUCGGGCGUGUUCUCAAGAGCAGCAGAGCCUGGCUCACCAAGUCAGAUGAUCCACAUCAAUUAGCACCAGUCGGGGCGGUCGCUGAAUUAUGUCUUGACGGAGCGCUUCUUGCUAGAGGCUAUCUGAACGAUUCUCAGAAGACCACAGAGUCUUUCAUUCAGAAUCCUGCUUUUGUGGAAAAGUUUCCAAAUCUCAAUAUCACCCGGAUUUAUCGGACUGGAGAUCUCGUGCGCUACGGACAGGAUGGCUCCAUACAUUACCUUGGACGUAAAGACGACCAGAUCAAGCUCGCCGGUCAACGAAUCGAGAUCUCUGAAAUCGAGCAUCACCUGCAAGCUGACAGCGAUAUUCUCCAAGUGGUCGUGAGCCUUCCAGAAAAAGGACCGUGCAACAAGAAACUUACGGCUGUCGUCAACAUUAACACCAAAUCUGAUGAUGCAAAUCCCAACGAGAGAUCAUGGAAUAUGCUCAAAGUUGGCCCUGAGAUCUUUGCACAUAUCGACAAGAUCAGAACUAGACUUGGCGAUUUGGUCCCCUCCUACAUGGUGCCAAUGAUCUGGAUUCCUGUCAUGGAAAUUCCGAUAUUGGCCUCUACGAAAUUUGACAAGAAGGAAGUGCGCUCGUGGCUAGAGACUCUGGAUGAACAUACAUAUCAACGUAUCUUGGAGCUCGAAAGUAGCGGAACUGUGGACGAGACUUCGGAUCCUACGGUCGUGACACUCCAGAAUAUUUGGGCAAAGGUUUUGAAUAUUGGCGUCGACGAGGUGAAGCCAAACAGGUCAUGGCUCUCACUUGGUGGUGAUUCAAUUACUGCAAUGAAAUUCCUCGCCAGAUGCCGUAACGAGGGUAUCAGUCUAACCCUGAAUCAAGUCUUAAAGGCAAAAUCUCUGGCGCAUCUUGCAGAGAGUGUCGAGUCAACAACGACUUCAGUUCACAUUGCAGAAGAAAAUGAUAAACCCUUCGAUCUUUCACCAAUUCAGGAGUUCUACUUAAGCUCCCCGGGUGUCGAAGCGCAUACCCAUUUCAAUCAGUCCUCUACAAUGCGUCUCUCCAAGGAGGUUGACCUACCUAAAAUCAAGCAGGCCUUCGACAGUAUUGUCGCAUGUCAUUCAAUGCUUCGCGCUCGGUUCUCAAAGACUGAUGCUGGGAAUUGGCAGCAGUAUACUUCACGGGACAUAACAAAUGGAUAUGCAUUUGAGGUUCACAAUGUACCAUCCUCAUCCGAGGCGACGUCAAUCAUAUCCAAGACACAGAAGAGUCUUGACAUCUGGAGCGGACCCGUGUUUGCGGUCAAUCUGUUCAACAUCCCCUCGGAAAAUCAGGUUCUCUUCAUUGUCGCCCAUCACCUCGUAAUCGAUGUAGUAAGCUGGGGCAUUAUCCUAGGUGAUCUCGAAGACCUUCUCACCUCAGAAUCGCCCGCCAAGCUACCAAAGCCGAUCCCGUUCCAAGCGUGGUGCGAUCAACAGAGGAACCACGCGAUAGAUCCUGUACAACAAGCGAGAAUGCGUGAGAACUCCUUGCGAGUGCAGCCCGCAGACCUGGCUUUCUGGGGCAUGGACAAACGCCCCAAUGUAUAUGGUGAUGUCGAAAGGGACGAUUUCAUCCUUGAUCCUACUGUCUCUUCUAUGGCACUUGACAACCACGGAGCCAUGCGGACUGACGUCGUUGAUCUCCUGCUCUCAGCCAUCGUUCAUUCCUUUUCAAGGGUCUUCAUCAAUCGUAAGACUCCGACUAUUUUCAAUGAGUCGCAUGGCCGCGAAGUUUUGGGGUCGAACAACAUCGAUCUUUCCCGAACUGUUGGAUGGUUUACUUCCAUGUACCCUGUUACAAUCCCUAUCGGGGAAGAUGAAGACGACGUUGUACACACUGUACGUCAAAUGAAAGAUUUUCGACGUAAGAUAGUCGAUAAUGGCCGACCAUAUUUUGCGCAUCGUUUCUUGACCGAAGAUGGGAAACAGCGCUAUAAGGACCACGAACCGAUGGAGAUUUUGUUCAACUAUACGGGCAGACAACAGCAACAAGAAGCCAGCGACUUAUCCAUUCAACCUGUACAGUUUGCAGAAGGGGACGAGGAUGAAACAUCAGAUGUUGGUAUCAAGACUCCACGUAUGGCUUUGUUUGAGAUUUCUGCCUCAGUAGCAAAUGGCAAGAUACAAGUAGGCUUCAUGUACAACAACAGGAUGAAGAACCGGAAGGGUAUUCGCAGAUGGAUUGCGGAAUGCGAAAGAACUUUGGAGGAGAUCGUCAAUGAUCUCGCUAAGAUCAAAACACCACAACUAACCAUGAUGGAUUUCCCACUCCUGUCACUAGAGUCGUACGACCGCCUUGACAGAGUCCUGAUGACACUACCGACUGUUGGUGUGUCGUCUCCCGAUCAAGUCGAAGAUAUAUACCCUUGCUCCUCCAUACAGGAUGGUAUGAUCCUCAGUCAGAUCAAGAACCCUGAAUCGUACUGGUCCUCAACAACAUUUGAAGUCAGAUCAAAGACAAGGCCGGUCGAUGCGACGAGGAUAGCCGAAGCAUGGAACGAGGUGGUACAACGACAUCCCGCUUUGCGAACUGUGUUUAUCGACAGCGUAUGUAAGGGUGGUGUCUUUGACCAGAUCGUUGUCAAAGAUUGUGACACUGGUCUGGUGACCUACGAAUGCGAUGAUUCAGAGGUUCAAAAAAUGCUCAACUCAGUCAGAUACAGCGACCUUAAUGGAAAGAGAAAGCCGGCCCUUCCACAUCAAGCGAUCGUCAUCCAUACCACCACUGGCAAAGUUAUCGUAAAGAUCAUCGUCAAUCACGCUGUGAUCGAUGGUGGCUCACUUGGAAUCAUCGGCCAUGAUCUCCAAGAGGCAUACGAACAGCGUUUGCCAGACACUGAGGGGCCACUUUACAGUGACUACAUCAAAUACCUCCACAGUCUUUCGGCAAGCGACGCGGUUAGCUACUGGAAGGCCAAGCUCCGUGGUGUUCAACCCUGUUAUUUCCCAACUACAACCCAGCGUACCAGUACACCACGCCAGCUACGUUCCCUUGAUAUGCGAUUCGACCGCUGGGCUGAUCUUCACGUACUUGCAGAAACGAGUAAUGUGACUUUCUCGAACAUAUUCCUUGCUGCCUGGGCUCUUGUAUUGCGCAUGUAUACCGACUCGCAGGAUGUAUGCUACGGUUAUCUCACUUCAGGACGGAAUGUAACCAUCGAAAAUAUCGAGAUCGCGGUUGGAGCAUUUAUCAACAUGUUGGUUUCGCGUCUCCAGGUCAGUCCUGCAACAUCACUUCUUGAGGUGAUCACCAAGGUCCAGACCGAUUUUAUUGAGGCCAUGCCUCAUCAACACUGCUCGCUUGCGCAGUUCCAGCACGAUCUUGGACUCGCUGGUAAGCCUCUGUUCAACACUGCCGUCUCUAUACAGAACCGCGUUACUACCGAUGACAUUCCUGCGAAAGAUUCGGGUAUAGAAUUCGAGCAGCUUGACGGGCACGAUCCCAGCGAAUUUGCUAUCACAGUCAACAUCGAUGCGACACGCAACGACGAAGCUGUCAGAUUCACAUACUGGAGCGAUGCCAUCACUGACGGUGAAGCAAAGAAUGUCUCGACUCUUAUGGCCAAAAUAUUGUGUCAAGCUCUCGAGAACCCCAAUCAAACCAUCGCAGAAUUAGGUGUCUUCGUCAAUAGCAAGACCGCUCAAGCAAAUACCACACAUCUCUCGCCCGCGAAGGCUCGCCCCUCCAUAUUGCGAGGACGUUCCAGUACUUCUCAUACUUCCAGCUUCUCGUCAACAUCUCCGCCUCGUACACCACGUAUCACGUUCCCUGAUCUGGCACCUUCGCCUCCACUCCCGUUUGCGGCACCGGAUCAACCCGAUUGGAGCAGUCUAAUCCGAUCUAUUGUGAGUGAAAUGGUACCGCAGAUCGUAGAACAGAUCGUAGCGAAGAAUCAGAUUGUCGCAAAUCCGGCAUCGGCUACCGUGGACCAAAUGACUAGCCAGAUGACCGGAAUGUUUACAAGACGAGCAUCAAUACCGUACCGACGUAGACCAAGUGUAGAUGCGGGUUCCAUUCGGGCUGGGUCUUUCCGCGCCAGCUCUGGGAGACCCGGCUCAGUUCGCUCUCGUCGUAUGAGUACCACAAGUAACGCAGAAAGCAGAAUCCAGACAGCUGCUGAUAUGGUAGCUGCUGUUGGUGUUCUGGCCACGGAGGUUCAGAACGGUGUGGCGCCGGACUAUGUAGAAAAGAAGUUGCUCGCUUUGUGGAGUGAGCUCCUAGAGUUGGUGGAGGAAACAGUCGAACAAGACGACAGCUUCUUUCAACUUGGUGGUGAUAGCAUACUUGCCAUGCGGUUGGUCGGUGCUGCGAGAGAAGAGGGCCUGUCAAUGACUGUGGCCGAUGUGUUCAAAAAUCCUACAUUCGCUGACAUGUCUCGCGUUGUUCGCGUCGCUGGCGAAGUCAUUGAUGAAGUCAUGUCCCGCGCUGGAGGCGAAUCUAUCACCGGCAGAAGCACAGGGGGACCAUCACGGCCGCGCCUUACCCAGAAAGAGUCAUCGCUAUGGGAUGAUUUCCAAUCGGUCAUAUCGGACUUUAAUGUCGAUACAAAAAGUGUGCCUCCCAACACCCAACCUGAGUCUGAUUCGACCAAGAACGAAAUCGCGUUCGGGAAGAUGCAGGGCCUUGCGACUGGACAACAGCAGUCGCGUCCACAAGCACAGAAUAGGCAGAACUCACGAUCUCUGAUGCCACAAACCAUUCAAGAAAGCGUCGAGACCGCGCAAAAGUCUAUCUCACUACUCGGAGAUCCCAAUGUCGACAGCGUCAUCUCGAAAGUCCAAGUGUUCAAAGGCGGCAUUUCAGACGUCUUGCCGGUGACUGACUUCCAAGCACUGGCUAUCACAGGCACGCUCCUCGAAUCAAAGUGGAUGCUCAAUUACUUCUACCUUGACGGAAAUGGACCUCUUGAUCUUCGCAAGCUGAAGCAGGCAGCCUAUCGCAUGGUACAGGCUUUUGAUAUCCUUCGCACCGUGUUCGUUCCUUAUGGCGAUCGAUUUCUGCAGGUUGUGCUUAGGAAGCUCCAACCCGAAUUCAUCUUCCAGCAAACCGACUAUGACAUAGAGAAAUUCACCAAUGAUCUGCGACAACGAGAUCGCGACAAUGGUCCCAAGCUCGGUGAAGCAUUUAUCCAGUUCGUUGUCGCCAAGCAGAAGCAAUCCGGCCACUACCGCAUCUUGAUGCGACUUUCUCAUGCGCAGUAUGAUGGUGUUUGCAUGUCCAAGAUUCUUGGUGCGUUACAAGACGGCUACAAUGGUCUGCCUGUUUCAUCGGCCCCUAGCUUUGGCAACUUCGUGAGAGAAUCUGCAAAGGCGGUUGCAGGAGCUCACGACCACUGGAGGGAGGUACUUCGGGGAUCGAAGAUGACUGAGAUUGUUAAUCAUUUCGGACCAAACUACCAGCGUUCAGCAGGUCGUACCGUCACUCUGGAGCAGAGGGUCACAGUACCCAAGCUUGCCCAUAUCAACAUUACGAGUGCCACAGUUGUGAAGGCUGCGUGGUCCGCGACCCUGGCUCGCAUAGCAGGCAACUCUGAUGUUGUCUUUGGACAAGUCAUCUCGGGUCGCAAUAGCGGUGUUGCCAACGUCGAAAACAUCGUCGGGCCGUGCCUCAACAUGGUUCCUGUCCGCGUGGUGUACAGGCCAGAAUGGACUGUUCGCGAUCUACUGGCGUACAUUCAAGACCAGCAAAUUUCCAACAUGCCAUUUGAAUCUCUCGGCUUCCGAGAAAUCACUCGACAUUGCACGGACUGGCCAGACUGGACAAAUUUCUCGAGCGUACUACAACACGAUCAAAACAUUCAAGCAGACAAGCCAACAAUGGUGCUAGGCGGCAUUGAGUACUCCAUCGGUGCAGUUGGAUCGCAAGAAGACUUUGCCGACUUCUCCAUCCAUUCUACAUCACGCGAAGGCAAACAUAUGGAUGUCACCUUGACCUACGCCCCCAACAGCACAAUCACGGCAGAAUUCGCACAGCAAGUCUUCGAUAUGUUCUGCACAAACAUCAUUGCAUUCGCAGAAGACCCUCAAGCACUGCUCCCAUCACCAUCCGAUCUAGGCUCGCGCAGCUCCACAAUAAUAAACACCGACAAAAUGCGCUCCAAGUCCGCAGAAAAACAGCCCGUCACCCUGCCCACCGACACCGGUCUAUCCAAGCACGAACUCAGCACGCUCGCAACAAAACUACGCUCCGCAUGGGAGCAGAUCCUGCAUGAUGAGCACGGCGCGCCCGCCUCGAUCGAGCUAGGCUCGGAUUUCUUCCAGCUGGGCGGCGACAUCAUGGGGCUUGCGCAGGUAGCGUCGAUUCUUGAUCAAGAAGAGGGGUUCCGUGUAAGAGUGGAGGAUAUGAUUGAUAAGUCUGUGUUUGUGGAGCAGGUUAGCUUGUUGGCGGUUGAGCGCAAGAAGCAAAUUGAGAGGGAGAAUCAGAAUCCGUGGGGUGAGAAGGGGAAGGGCAAGGUGGAGCAGAAGGUCAAGAUGGAGAGGAAGGGGAGUAGUUUUGGUAAUUUGGUAAAGAGGAUGGGGAUGAAGAGGAAGGGGAGUUCGAAGUAG